AUGACCGUAGACCGCGACGGUCAAGAAGUCAUCUGGGACACCGGUGCCUCAGAUAAUGUCACUGGGGACAGGUACGCACUGUUUGACUUCACAUUGCUAGAACAACCGAUUGCUGUCAAGGUUGCCACUGACUUGGCGUGUGAUUUCAUCACAGGUACGGGUACUUUGAGAUUUGCCGGGAUGAACAAAAUGACUAUCGCUGUUAAGAAGGUCUAUUACUAUGAGCGAGCAAGGUCCACUCUACUUUCCAUUGCUGCGUUCAAGAAAUCAAAUGCUCAGUUCAAAGUAAACACUAAUUUUGACUCUAUUGAUCUGCUAUCUAGCGACGGAAAAGUUCUCCUCCGAAGCAUAUUCAAUGCGACAAAAAACUCGUGGCCGGUGAUUCGACCUAUGCGUGCUUUCUCUUCCCUUCCCUACUGCCCAUCUACUUUGUUUCCCAACUGUUUCUCACCUGCAAUUGAGGCACAUGCCGUUUUCAAGUCACCUACUCUGGUUGAACAUAGCCAGUUCACAUGGAACGCUGAGGAUCUUACUGCAGAUGAGAAGACCCUCCUUUUUUGGCAUUGGUUGUUUGGACAUGCUAGCCUCAGGAAAAUAAGGAGAAUGGUCAAGCUUCAGCUUGGAUAUGGUUUGCCUGCAACAAUGCCCAGAGGCUCCAUCAAAUGCCCCGUGUGCGCCAUAUGCAAAGCAACUAGGACGUCAGCACUCGGUCCUUCAAAUUGUGUGUCUGGUAAGUUAUCUGUAGUUUGUGUCAACCUAAUGGGCCCUUUCGACACACCAACGCUGAGCGGCGGAAAAUAUGCGCUAACUAUUCGAGAUGUGUACACGUCUUACAGUGAAGUAAAGAUUUUAAAAACAAAAGGGGAAGCGGCGGCGAUACUGAUGCAAACCGUAACGCAAUGGGAAACUCAGACCGACAGCAAAUUGAAAAUACUACAAUCUGACAACGGUGGUGAAUUUGACUCAAAAGUCCUUGGGGAUUUCCUCAGUAAGAAAGGUGUCGUGGCUGAACGGUCCUUGCCAUAUCACCAUUUCCAAAAUGGAGCAGCGGAGUGCUACAACCGUACGGUCUCCGAUGGGACAGCCUACGUCCUUGUGGCACCGGAGAAACAAAAGAAAUUGGACGGCCGAGCAGUUGAAGGGCUAGUUGUAGGACACCUGGCGGAGUCGAAAGGCUGGACGUUCUGGCUCCCUGCAACCAAGAAGCUGGUAUCCUCCGCUUGGGCGGAAUUUGGACGCAACGCUCUACCGUUGACCGCGGUCGUGGCGACUUCUGGAGACUUGAAGAAGGCUGAAAUGCUACCAUUGAUCACCAAACCUGCGGCAGAAUCAAGACAUCUGGAGCUGGGUGACUUCACCGAAGAGCGUCAAGUUGAACUCCAAGAAGAGGCAGUUGAUGCGGUAUUAAAGGAUUGUCACGAUGAGUCCAACGAGAUCCCGUCGUCUUUCAAAGAAGCUAUGCGAUCCAAAGAUGCAGCGCGAUGGAAGGAGGCUAUCAAUACCAAAUUGGCCAACCUGAAGAGAAAAUCAGUUUGGAAGACCAAUUCCAAUGGUUCCAUCAAGUUCAAGGUGCUUUACGUAGCCAAAGGAUUUAAUCAAAAGGAGGGGACUGAUUUUGCGCACACGUUUGCACCAACGGCGACCUUCACAUUGAUGCGCAUCCUGCUUACUCUGGCAGCAAAGAAUAACUGGCCCGUCUACAACUUUGAUUUCGUGGCGGCUUACCUGAAUGCGCCCAUCGAUGAAGAAGUAUGGGUACAGGCGCCUGAAGGGCUAGACGUCGAAGCAGGGGAAGCGUGCCUUCUGAAGAAGGCACUUUACGGGAUGAAAAAAGCUGCUCGAUGCUGGUGGAAACACCUGCGCGGUACUCUAGCUGAUCUGGGUUACAUAUCCAGUUAUUAUGACUCAAGUGUUUACACUCUCAGCAAAAAGGUCAACCGUUCAAUAAUUUGGGUUCACGUUGACAAUGGUAUUGUCACCGGCUCCUCUGAUGAGGCACUCAAACUACUUGAAACACAAUUAAAAGGAAGUUUGGAAAUCAAGUGGGAAGAAGGUCUUUCAAGCAUGGUGGGAGUCAAGAUCACGCGUACGGAAGAUGGUUUUGAACUACGACAACCUUGUCUGAUCUCGAAAAUCCUGAAUAAACGAUGGGAUGGUGUCUCUCUUGCAUCAUCUCCGCUCCCGGAAGGGUAUUCUGCUAACUCUGACGACAAAGAGCCGGGAGUGAACAGUACGGAUUACUUAUCUGCUAUUGGCAGUCUCAGCUAUGUUGCUGUUGGAACUAGACCCGAUAUCACGUACAGUGUGAACUAUCUUGCACAUUUCUCAGCCCGACCCUCAACGAUCCACUGGAAAGGCCUACGCCAUCUGAUCAACUACCUAGCAAAAUCAAGGGACAUGCCACUGAAGAUCCAACCGUCUAAGAUUUGCCAUUCACCGGUGAAUUGCUACGUCGAUGCAAACUGGGGAGGUCCCAACUCCAGAUCAUCAUACGGUGUACUCAUUUGA
This is a messenger RNA of Puccinia triticina, 2508 nucleotides long. RefSeq lists its product as uncharacterized. Gene Ontology annotation, molecular function: nucleic acid binding. The transcript has 3 exons. Gene Ontology annotation, biological process: DNA integration. Lineage: Eukaryota; Fungi; Basidiomycota; Pucciniomycetes; Pucciniales; Pucciniaceae. The record is from RefSeq and is a predicted model, not a curated record. The coding region runs from base 1 to 2508 and encodes 835 amino acids.